Molecule: messenger RNA, 726 nt
Organism: Meloidogyne enterolobii
Lineage: Eukaryota; Metazoa; Nematoda; Chromadorea; Rhabditida; Meloidogynidae
Source: the annotation of a GenBank genome assembly
AUGACUGGAAGAAAAUUUGUUUGUAGAAAAGAUGGAAAUUGUAGUUUUGAUAAGACAAUUCAACGAAUUCCUUCUUCUAAUCUAAGUUUUUCCAUUGCCCGUAGACGUAUUCAAAAAAAUAAAAAUGAGAAUACUCAAGAAGACGAGGAAAAUGCAAAAACAUUAAAUAUUACAAAUAGUACUUUAAUUACAAAUAAUGAAAACGAAGUCCUUUCUUUAAUUAGAGAAACACUUUGUUUGGAAGAAAAAUUGGAAAAAUUACGUUUUUCGUAUUUUAAUCCAAAAGAUAAAAAUUUAAAAAUUAUCGAGGCUAUUGAAGAACCUACAAUUUUCUCAAACAUUAGCAAAUAUCCACCAGUUGAAAAAUGGCCUCCAACUUCUUUGCCCUGUUCUGAACGUAGAAAAUUUGGAGUGGCUAAAUUUUGGGUUUAUACAGAUCUCUACCUUGGAAUGUACAUAUUUUUAAAAAUAAAAAUACUGCUAAUUAUUUUUAGGUCUUAUGUUAAAACACUUCCAAUGUUUAAAAGUCUUUCUCUUGAAGAAAAAAUAGCGUUAAUUAAGAGUAUUGUUGUACCUAAUCAACUACUUACUACUGCAAGUUUUUCAUCUCAAAUUAAUUCGAAUGUUGUACAAUAUCCAGACGGUUCUAGUCCAUUCAAAAACAAAGCUAAUAUAAUGCCUUUGGAAAAAGAACUUUCCAAAGUUAAGUUUAUAUUUAAUUAUUAA